Molecule: messenger RNA, 7555 nt
Organism: Panicum virgatum (switchgrass)
Lineage: Eukaryota; Viridiplantae; Streptophyta; Magnoliopsida; Poales; Poaceae
Exons: 1
Coding region: 4041-4952 (303 amino acids)
Biological process (GO): proton transmembrane transport; proton motive force-driven ATP synthesis
Molecular function (GO): proton transmembrane transporter activity
Source: RefSeq, a predicted model, not a curated record
UGACCAAUAGCCCUCUCUUGUCUUUCAAGCUUACCUUCGUCUGUAAUAUUCGAUACCACUGAAUGGGGAAGUGCGCCUGUAGGCCUAUUCAGUAAGUUUUCUUUCAUUUACUGGUAUUGUGAAAAAAAAGCAAGUAGACCAUACUCUUUUAUUUUUCUUAUCUAGGCUAGUUUUCUCUCUUAUCCCUAUUUUUUUUAUUAAAGAAAGUCUGUUCCCUAAGGAAGUGAAGGAUCGCGGAAGUCUUUAGCCACCUAUUUCAUCAAAGCCCCUUACCCUUGCUUCUUUCCCUUUAAACUCUUUGGUACACGCUUUAUCGAGACUAGGAUUUCUGUCUUACAGUCUGCCGGGUGAAACCUAUACUCUUUGACCUACCCCAACAAGCAUUUUAGGCGAAUUCUUGUCCUUUCUACUCAAGGAAAUUGACAGCUAGGAUCCUAUUUGAUCGAUCGCUCAGCCUCUGUAGUCCACUCUUUCAAUAUAGGAAGUAGAGAAAAGGAUGCAAGCCCAAAGUCUAGGAAAAGCAUCUCAUUUCCUGGCAAAAAAGCAAUCCACUGUGUCGAGGAAGGGAAGAAAGGCUCUGCUUUUGGUAUUUAUUUAUCAAAGAAAGACACAUUUAAGCGAGCGUGGCAAGGGACUAAGCUUUUGUUGUCGCGGGAUAGUAAAAAGCAUUGGCGGAUGCUAGCUAGGCAUAUUUAUUAGUUUAGUUUGUUUACAAGUAGGAAUUCAAAGAUAGCUAUUUUAGAGAAAGACCGGAAUAGGCAGUCACAGAUGUAAGUAGAAGUUUUAGAAGCAGGUAAGGUUUAUGCACGACGAGAUAUGCUAGCUAGAGCUACUUGGUAGUAGAAGAGGAAUAGCUUGUGCUUUUCGCGGGAUAGCUUCUAAGUAUAGACAUUCACAGUAGGCACGAAUGGGAUAGUUUGAGUUGGUUUCUCGCCAAAUAGAUUCAAGGAUAACUCGAUUUGAUACUAAGUACGAGAAGGUGCUUAGAACACAUACGGGAUCAGAUAAGGCUAGCUGCUCUAGUAUUGGUAAUAAAUCUUACAAGGGAAUACUAGAUACACCAGUUGUGGUAAGUCAAUUCAUUCAGGAUGCUCGUAAGUCUCGUGAAUCCAAUAAUAGGGCUUUAGUAGAGGCGCGAAAGAAGAAAGAUCUAUUUCAGUAUCAUUAAAAAGCAGUUUGAUGCUCUGCAGCUCUUUUCAUGCUGUAGUUGUAGCCGGCCGUUCCUGGUUAGGAAGCUCGGUAUUAAGGUAUGAAAGUGAAAGUCGUUGAGGCAUGAAGACAAGUGUGGUACUAGACUAUGUAAUAUUGGACUCCCUAAUCAUAGUAAAAUCUCGCUUUCUGUCACUCGAGACCUUUCUCUGGGCCGGCGGGGGUUGGCUUCACCACGGAAUACUCGUACGAGUAUCAUCAGAUAGGAGUUAUACUGAAGAAGAGCUUUCAGUUUUGAUGUCCAGGAUGGGCUUCUGGUUCACUCCUUUAUUUCUUUCUUUUAGAGACAGGAUACGGAAAGAUGAUGCAGUAUUUUCAUAAAAGCAAUGUUUCCGAUAAAAAGAGUGGAAUUUGGUAAAGAGAACUCAGGGGGCGAUAGAUAGCCGCGUCUUUCAUAUUCUCCUCCUAUGCUCUCCGGAUCCCAAGCUGAGGUGGGCCAUUUGCUGAGAUUGGUUCGAAUACCUGCAAUAAGAUAGCGUGGAGCUUGAACACGAAGCAUGGGCAAGAAGAUGUGGAUGGGAGGGAGUGAGAUAGUUCCUCUGAUCGCGACAUUGCAUGCCGCGUAAUCUUUCAUAUACCAUGGCUGACUUUUCUAUAGUCUGGCUGACUUGUGGCUAUGGUCCACGCUUACUUCUAGUUUGAGAAGCAGAGGAACCGCUUAAGUGUCCAAUCGACAAGCUGACAGACGGGGUCCAUGUUGUCGGUAAGCACAACGGUGAUAUCACUGCUCCGUCCAUUUCUCAGUGGACGACUACCCGCCUCGGCAUCAAAGGAUGGCAUGGUGAGUUGCUUCCAUGCUUCGCCAUUUCGAAUUUGAUUUUGGUAAAGAUAUGGGAUGACAGAAAGCAAGUGCCUCUUGCUACACUCAGACCUCAUGAUGGACAGCCGGGCAACUGUGUUGCUUUUCUGACUGCACCUGUGCGCCCCGAUCACAUCAAUCUCGUGACAGCGGUACAGAUUCAUACUUGAUUUUUUUUUCUUAUUUUUACACCUUCUUUUAUUGCUUUACAUUGUUACUUACACCGGUCAUUGCUAAUACCAAUAUGAGACUGGCACUGGUGCGUACCUUACGUAACAAGUACUGUUGUGAGUGGCUGCCCUAAUUUAGCAAUUCUUAAACUAAAAUGUCUCACGUCCAGUUUCAUUGUUUUACACUUAGUAAAUGAUACUUCAGAUCCAGGUCCUGGAGAUCAAAGUAUGGUCAUCAACAAGGCAAGGCUGGCUCUUACCAAGUGACUCAGAAUCAUGGCAAUGCACACAAACCUUAGAUCUCAGAAGUUCAUCAGAGCCCCAGGCCUUUUCCACCAAGUGGCUGGGCUAGAAUCCAUAAGCUAAGCUAAUGAAAGGGUCACAUUCAAUAGAAACCAGCUCCCACGAGAGGAGCUUGUUAAAGUGGGAAAGCUACCUUCUGUUGGGGAUCCUUCCUCUGUUGAGCUAGGAACCUACCCACUUUGUAAAGCUUUUAUGAAAGCCACUCAAAACUACAACUAGACUACCAGUAUAGGAACCUAAUGGGCAAGAAGACCAACUAAUAGAAAGUUGAGUUUUUCAGUGAAGCCUACCUAAUAUUCUGUAGUUCCGUCACUUGCUCCGUUGUUUGCUACUAGCGCACUAUGGCUUUACUUGACCUUUCCUACAUCAGGCUUUAAGCCGUAUCUUGGAGCCCCUUACUAUGAACUAUGGGCACAGGGGAGGGGGGAUGAGCAAACAGAGGCCCUGACGCGCUACAGCUUUGGUUUCCAACUUGCUCUCGUCUCCUUCGUUCCUUUCUCUCUUGACAGUCGUCCUUACUUCGCUCGCCUCUCACCACACAGAAUGUUUUGGCAGAUGGUUAGCAAGCUAGGCAAGCUUUAGCUUUGAAAGAAAGUCUUUAGGAGUAAAGUGAUCUUGGCCGGUAAGGAAGAAGAGUUCAAUCUUCUAGUUUCGAUGCACAUCCCCCAACUUCCGUCCUUUCUUUUAUCGUAGAUAAGCCACAGUUGGAAAUUCUUGAAUUCUAUUCCGGGUGUUGAAACCUUUCUUUGACUCACACAUGUUUCUUCUUCAUUGCUGUUUGGAUAACAAGCUGUCAUCCUUGUUAAUAGGCUUGCCAUACCAGCAAGGUGGAGUAUGUGCACUCAGUUUGACUUUCUUCCUUUUUCUUUUACCGCUCUUUCGAAAUGGGUCACAGGAAUAGGGCUACCUUUUUAUAAAUAGACAGGUCAAGUCAUAAGAACAAGUAAGCGAAAAAAGGCAAGUGAGCCAAGAAUUGACACAAACUAGCCUAGAGAGAUCGAAAAGAAAGAUUAGGAACUAGCCAAUCCAUGGGUAUACCAAGAAGUUACAAAAGUAGUCCCUGUAAACCAACCCCCUAAAGCGAAAUAAGCACAAGGAAAGAGCAAUAGGCCGGACCAUCCUAUAAAAACGAAACGGUCCCUUCGUAACCAGUCGUCCAUAAUAUCAAAUAGAUCAUUUUCUAUCUUCCAACAAUCUUCUCUUUAUUAUUCCACGGGUGGAACAUAAGUGACACGAGCCAGUACGCGAGCGUAGGAAUGGAGCGAGCAAGAUUCCUUUGGACUUACUUUGGUUUUGCAUAUAUUAUCAUAUAGAAAGAAACGUAGCGAUUCCGUAUCUAGUUUGUGUCUUAUUAUUCAACCAUGGAUCGCUGCGCAGGAAUCAAAUCAACGAGAAAUACUAUACUAGACUAGACUAUACUAGAACUAGAAAUUUCAUCAACGAGAAAUACAAUACUAUACUAGAAAUUUCAUCAACGGGAAAUACAAUACUAUACUAGAAACUAGAACUAGACUAGACUAAAAAUUUCUAGUAGCGAAGGAAAAGCGUGAAACAAUGUCAUGUCGCGACUCGACAUGUUAGAAGGAGCUAAAUCAAUAGGUGCCGGAGCUGCUACAAUUGCUUUAGCGGGAGCUGCUGUCGGUAUUGGAAACGUCCUCAGUUCCUCGAUUCAUUCCGUGGCGCGAAAUCCUUCAUUGGCUAAACAAUCAUUUGGUAGGAACGGGCAAAUAAAGAAUUUCAUUUCGAAUUCCUCCUCCUUUUUUUAUUUUUUGAUAUGCAAAUAUCCUUCUUUGUUAUUGUUUAUAAAAGUUACCAUUUUUGUUGUGAUAAUAUAUUUGCGUUUUUUACUCCCCCUAGUGGGACUCGUCUCCCAUCUAGAUUUGGGAUUGUUGUCCAUUAUAAGUCUCCCGCCGGAGGUUCAAAGCCCACAGGCUCUAGCUCAUUUAGAAGGGCUCAACUUCUAUCUGAGCCUUUAUGACCAGGAUCCGGAGUGGGUUGCGUUCAUUCAGCAGGAGCUGAAUCACAACACCCCUCUGGAGGACAUUCCUGGGCGCCUACACUUAUUUUUAAUAGAGGAAAAGAUCUCGUGUUUACGACGAGAUCUUAUCCAAGAUUUCAUUUCGAUGUAUAAUAGAAGCGAAGCCGUACUUCCCCUCGAGCCCUACAUUUUGGAAGAGGCGGUUCGCUCCUAUUUAGAUCAUAUUCGUGGGACGGAGAAUAUUUCUAUUCUCCGUGCAGCUUAUCAAGAUCUGCAGGAGAAUGAAGGAUCCAUCUUCUUUUUGGAGGUGGUUUCGCACAACCAGGAUUACCUGGAUGCACAGACCACUUCCAGGAGGUGCCAUGAAUUGGCGCAAAGGAUCCUAUGGGAUGGAAUAGCCCGCAGCCAAGCUCAGCUCGAAAGGGCUGAGUAUGAGCAUGCGCUACUAUUGUUUCAAUAUGAAGAUCUCAAUAGGGGGCGGGGGCAUAUUUAAGCAUGCAUUCCUAUUUUUUUUUGAAGCAGCAAGCGCCUUUAUGUGACCUAACAGGACUUUUGAAUUAACUCAGUGAUUUUGCAGACGGAGGAGAGGAAAUGAAAGCAGAAGAAGUUAUCGAAACUCGGAACCACAUGUUCAAUCUUUUUUUAGCGGUUUCCCCAGAGAUCUUUCUCAUUAACGCAACCUUCAUUUUGCUCAUUCAUGGAGUUGUAUUUAGUACCUCUAAGAAAGAUGAUUAUCCACCGUUAGUUAGUAAUGUGGGUUGGCUUGGAUUACUUAGUGUUGCGCGCCUAGGAGGGCAGCGCGCUUGGGAUGCGGAGGAGCUAUUAUCGCCCAGCUCCCUAACCUAAUGCGGCCGGACCGCAGGGAACCUUAGCAUGGGGGGACGUCCUAAUCCUUUUGCCGCCGCAAGGCUGGCUAAUCGUACGCAGCAGGAGCAAGGGAACUCCCCUGGUUCAGGAAGGCACAUGAGUCCGAACGCUAUUAUGAAUGUGCGACCGACACUACACUACGUAGGUACCUGUGCAUGCAGGUGAGGCGUCGGUCGGUCCUAGAAACGGCGGCAGCUAGCGAGGAGUUAACGACCGGACGUGCUGCAACCUAGGGAUCACCAGGCAGCUCUUUCGCUCUAUAGGGAUAUCGGGGGGGGGCAUAGCACAAUUCUUCUUGGAGGAGGGUUGGUUUGCCCAGGUGACUGAUCCUGCCAUAAUAUACUCCCGCCAAUUCUAUUGCACCGGCAACCGAAGUCGAACAUACAUACGACGAUCUUCAUGCGUGAAGGGACGGGAGGAAAGAAAGGGCGGUAGAUGAUAAUGCGAAAGGGCGCCGCGUCUGGGCGGGCGGGCUGAAUGGAUGAGCGAAAGAUGCCAUGGAGUGGGGAAUAUCCCCAGUCUAAAGUUAUACAACUAAAUGCACUUCAAGGUGCUGCCGAGGAACUGGGGGACCUUCUCGAGCACAGGAUAGGCAAUUGAGAGAUAGAGUUAGCCUAUUCGUUAUGGGGAAUCAAUGCUCCGGACCGAAUAGUUACCUCCUUUUCUUUCUCUGGCGCAUAUUAGCUUAGCAGCGCUCAAAAGGCCCAGGUUGGUUUGUUUGGCUUCCUCUCUUAGGCCACUUUCCUUACCUUACUCCCGCAACACUCCCACUCCAAGCUACGCCUGCUGAGCAAGAUGCAUUGCGAUUUCCUCUUCUGUGGACGCACCUUCGCCUCACCAUGACCCGGGACGGGAAGAGAAAGACUUUGAUUUUUCCGGCGGGCUUGAUAGUAAAGCCAAAGAAAGACGCCCCAAGACAAGGUACAACUGUUGGGAAGGGGACAUGAUCAAUAGAACCCGGCUGGAUCCGGGCUGGGAUAGUGGCGCCCAUUCCUAACCAGUUCAGAAAAGGUUCGCUCAUGCUGGAGGUACUAACCACUUAGUGAUCGGUCCGCUAGUUCACGCAAAUCCGAAGAAGUUAUCACGGACGAGCCACAUGCAGGGAAACUUGCACGUGUGGUUCUGGCCGGGCUUUCCUUCGGUAUCUAAUAACCUUGCUUCUGCUCGCCGCUGGCGCACCUCUCCUAACUAUUGCCCAUUUAUUCUGGAAUCAUUUUUUUAGGAGGGACAAUUUUACAUAUUUCUGCCAAAUCCUUCUAUUAUUAAGUACGGCUGGUACCAUUUCGAUGUGUUUCGAUUCUUUCGAAAAAGAGAGGUUUGAUGCUUUUGAAUUCAUUGUAUUAAUUCCACUUCCUACUCGCAGUAUGCUCUUAAUGAUCCCGGCUCAUGAUUUAAUUGCCAUGUAUUUAGCUAUUGAGCUUCAAAGUUUAUGUUUUUAUGUGAUCGCAGCAUCAAAAAGAAAGUCUGAAUUUUCCACGGAAGCCGGCUCAAAAUAUUUGAUCUUAGGUGCAUUUCCCUCUGGAAUAUUAUUGUUCGGGUGCGACCGGACUACUACCGAUCAAUUUUUGGAAACUUCUUUAUAGACUUGUAGAGACCCUCUAUGUAGUUGUAAUUCUUGGGCAAUCGAUCUACUUUCCCCAUAGCCCUAAGGCAGUGUCUCGAUCUCCUACGUGCGAAAGAUAAGAUACGGGAGACGGGGUCCUAUGGUAUGGGUCUUCGACCCUUGGUCUAAUUCCACGACGGAGAGUCGGCGUGGCGUAAAGUGAAGAUUGGGGGGAAUAGAGCGAAAUCCCCGUCUGGGGUAUUCCGAAGGUGUAACCUAGGCAACGAAAAAGGGGCCCGAUACUUAAACUAAAGGAGCGACCUGUUGGUUCACCAAACCCCGACCCAGUGUCACACGUUCUCCAGGUCCGAAGGGAUCCAGUGCCCAACUACCGACUCCUCCCGGAAUUGCGUUAUCGGAGCCGAGCCAGGAAUAGCCGUUAGUGGACACCUACCACUUUUCACCGGUUAGAGAGGCCCUCUUUAAUACAUUAAGAAAAUAUGUUCACAGGGGCCAGAAAGACUCGGUCAUAGGAACUUAAACCACCUACGCGCUGGUAAACGAAAACCACCUCGACCGGAUCUACCGAACGAAGAAGGCCGCCCCGUCGAAAGAAUUAACACGCCAAAAGGGCCACCAGCUUUCCCCAAAAAAAGGGGAGAUCCGCUGCUUACUGCUCACGGAAA